Molecule: messenger RNA, 1130 nt
Organism: Mangifera indica (mango)
Lineage: Eukaryota; Viridiplantae; Streptophyta; Magnoliopsida; Sapindales; Anacardiaceae
Product: probable carboxylesterase 120
Exons: 1
Coding region: 6-983 (325 amino acids)
Molecular function (GO): hydrolase activity
Source: RefSeq, a predicted model, not a curated record
CUAAAAUGUCAGACAAAAGUGAUCUCCCUGCAACUUUUGAUCCCUACGACUGCCUUCAGAUUGUCCUCAACCCCGAUGGCACGCUCACUCGCAAACACGGUUUACUAUCAGACGCCACCGCCACAUCCGAUCCUUCUCACCACACUAUUCCUUCUAAAGACAUCUCUAUCAACCAAUCAAACAACGUUGGAGUUCGCCUAUACCUUCCCCGUCAAGCACUUGAGUCUUCCUCCUCCUCUACCUCCAAGCUCCCUCUCAUCGUUUACUAUCACGGUGGGGGCUUCAUCAUUGGCAGCGUAGCCGCCGCUGUUUUCCACAAUUUUUGUUCAAACGUGGCUCUUGAAUUCCCCGCCAUCGUUCUAUCAGUCAAGUAUCGGCUUGCCCCUGAGCACCGUCUCCCGGCGGCUUAUGAAGACGCCAUGGAAGCCCUGCACUGGAUCAAAACUAGUCAAGAAUUAAAAGGCUAUGCCGAUUUAUCUUCAUGUUUCUUAAUGGGCAGCAGUGCCGGUGGUAACAUUGUGUAUCAUGUCGGCAUACAAGCCGCUUCUAAAGCUGACGACUUGUUUCCAUUGAAGAUCAAAGGGCUGAUACUUCAUCAACCUUUCAUCGGCGGGGUUAAGAGGACUGAGUCAGAGUUGAGGUUGAUGAAUAAUCCAGUUUUUCCAUUAUCUGUUAGUGAUUUAAUGUGGGAAUUAUCGUUGCCACAAGGGGUUGACCGUGACCAUGAGUAUUCCAAUCCAGCGGUGGGGGGUGACUCAAAGGCCUUAGACCAAAUCGGGCGGAAAGAAUGGAAGGUGUUGAUUACAGGGUGGACUGGGGACCCAAUGAUUGACCGUCAGAUUGAGUUGGUGAAAAUCAUGGAGCAAAAGGGUGUAAAAGUGAAAAGUCAAUUCUGUGAAGGCGGCUGUCAUGGCGUAGACCUUGUCGAUGCUACCAAGACCAAGGACCUGCUAAUAAUCCUAAAAAAUUUCGUUCUGUCUUGAGCAACUUUGUAUUUUACUAAAAAAUUAUGUAGUAUGCUUGUGCUUGGUACCACUGCCUAAUGAAGGUUAAUUGAUAUUUUGUGGUAUGCUUAAAUUUUUUUUUUAAUAUAUUUGCCUAGGCAGCCAUGCCUAGGGUUAAUUCAUAUU